Acanthocheilonema viteae is the source of this 1827-nucleotide messenger RNA. The record is from the annotation of a GenBank genome assembly. NCBI's taxonomy places the organism in Eukaryota, Metazoa, Nematoda, Chromadorea, Rhabditida, Onchocercidae.
AUGGUUGUUCGUGAGCUACCGGAUGAUUUGGCUUUCUCGCAACUCAUUGCAGAAGCAGCUACGAAGCUUGUUGUCAUCGACUUCUAUGCCGAGUGGUGUGGUCCGUGUCGUAUGAUUUCACCGCAUAUAGAAAGACUGUCUGAAAAGUAUCUACAAGUUGUUUUUAUCAAAGUUAAUGUGGAAAUAUGUCCACAAACGAGCACUCAGUUUGGGAUUAAUGCAAUGCCUACUUUUGUUUUCUUAUAUAGUGGCCGUGAAGUGGACCGAAUGAUGGGCGCAAACGUGGAAGUGUUGGAAACUAAGAUUGUGCAACAGCUUAAGGAAAGUAUUAUUGCAACAUCAGAUGAAAGAAUUUUCUUGGAAAAAUUCGUAAAAUAUUCAGAACGGAUGCAAAUUUAUGAAGACGAAAUAUCACAAACAUUAGCUAGAAGUCUUAUACCUUGUGACAAACUGAUGGAGGCAAGCAGAAUAAGUGGGAAAAUAAAUAAAUUUGAACUUGUGAAAUUAUUAUUAAAUUGGUUCAAAACGGAUUUCUUUGUGUGGACUGACGUCCCGAAAUGUGAAUUAUGUGGGCAGAAUGCAGAAAAAUCUGGAGAGGGAUUUUCUCUAGAAGUGCAAGGAGGUCCAACGGAAGAAGAACAAAAGUGGGGUGCCUAUCGUAUUGAAGCUUACAAAUGUCGAAAAUGUGACACAAAUGUUCGCUUUCCACGUUAUAAUGAUCCAGUCAAAUUAUUGGAAACAAGAUGUGGCAGAUGUGGUGAAUGGGCGAACUGUUUCACGCUAUGCUCACGUUCAUUAGGUCUUGAAACACGGUGGGUUUACGAUAUUACAGAUCAUGUUUGGUGUGAAAUAUGGAUAGAAGAUUUAGACAGAUGGGUACAUUGUGAUCCAUGCGAAAAUGUAAUUGACACUCCUUUGUUAUAUGAAAAGGGAUGGGGAAAGAACUUAAGUUAUGUAUUCGCCUUUGGUUUGGAUCACGUACGCGAUGUUACAUGGAGAUAUACUUUCAAUCAUUUUGAAACGCUUAGUAGACGAAAUUCUUGUCGAGAAACAGUUUUGAGAAAUUUCAUACGAAAACUGAACAUCCGUCAUGCAAGUUUGAUGUCGGAAGAGAGGAAGAAGGAAAUGGAAAGAAGAUAUAUGAAAGAACUGGUUGAAUUCAUCAGUCCCACUAUGCAAAUACGUGAUGGAAAUAAACUGGAAGAGCAAGGAAGGACAACAGGAUCGGAAGAAUGGAGAAAACAGCGAGGAGAAAUGGGAGAUGGAAAAUCAACUAGUCGGGUGCUUGUGCCGACCGAAAAAGAAAUUUCUGAUAAAGUGUUCAGUUUGGAAUAUGACUGUGCGAAAGAUCAGUACAAAAGGGGUGUUGAAUUAAUAAAGGGUUGGGAAAACUUGCUUAGUAAGCAAGAAAAUGUCUGUCGAGUAGUGGACCAAACAAACAAUGUGGCGUAUAUGUGUUGCCAAGAGGGUAAAACGAGUGGUGAAUUGUGCUGGUCGUUUGAUUUUGGUGUUCAUCACGUCAAAAAUAUUAAGUUUUGGCUAGAAGGUGUCAAAGAAGAAAGUGAUGAUUAUAUUCGUCAUGGAUUGUGUUUCAGUAAUGUCCAGGCGCUAUUUGAUGAACAGUUAGAGGGUGUAAUAAAAGCAAUUAUUUGUUGCGGUGACAUAUGUGCAGUGGUACCUCCAACCGGUGAAUUAGAGUUGGAAACGAUUGAGAGCUCAAAAGUAGAUGUGAAGAUUUAUUUCUUGGGUGAGAACGCACAACUGUUCCUAAUUAACCUUUGUUCGGGAGACUGUACCAGUUUUCGUAUUAAAGCUUUCUUCUCCUAA